AUGCAAGGCACAUUCUAUUAUCCUUCUGAAGAAGUUUCGACACACUACGAUCAAUACUAUCAAUUUGAAAGAUAUUCUCAAUUUCAAGAUUCACAAUUAUCACGCUAUGGUCAACAGAUCGAAUCAUCUCCUUCGCAUUUACCUUUAUGCUCAUGUUUUCAUGCUCCACAAUCGUUCGAAAUGCACUCUCAAGCUCCUGUUUCUUUAAGAUCGUCUUUUUUAGUACAAACAAAUUUAUCUAAUUCAUCACAAUAUGACUAUCAAAUGCUAAAUUACGCAAAUAAUCAGUUUACAAGUCCAAAUAUGCAAUUACCAUUUACACCUUUUCGUUCUCUUAAACGUCUUAAUUCUUCAUUAUUUGUAAAAAAAUCCGAUGGAACGACGACAAACAUAUUGAAUGAUGACGAUUCUUUAGGAGUUGAUGAUAAUUUAUCCGGAAGUAAAUCACGAUACUUUGACUCACAAGGGUUAUUUUCUCUCUUGGAAUCAUACAGACAACAUAUGUCUUUAAACUUUACAUCGGCAAAUACUAUUGUAGCAAAAACACGAAA
Molecule: messenger RNA, 551 nt
Organism: Dentiscutata heterogama
Lineage: Eukaryota; Fungi; Glomeromycota; Glomeromycetes; Diversisporales; Gigasporaceae
Source: the annotation of a GenBank genome assembly